Cavia porcellus (domestic guinea pig) is the source of this 5199-nucleotide messenger RNA. RefSeq names its product guanine deaminase (gene Gda). Bases 264 to 1628 code for a protein of 454 amino acids. Gene Ontology annotation, biological process: guanine catabolic process. The transcript has 14 exons. The record is from RefSeq and is a predicted model, not a curated record. NCBI's taxonomy places the organism in Eukaryota, Metazoa, Chordata, Mammalia, Rodentia, Caviidae. Gene Ontology annotation, molecular function: zinc ion binding; guanine deaminase activity. Gene Ontology annotation, cellular component: cytosol.
AGGUGGGGGAGUCCGAGUGAGCCUCGGAGCGCACCCGCCGGCGCGGACGCGGGGUGGGGGGUAGACCACACCCGCCGCAGCGGGAGCCGACGCGCCGGAGGAAAAUCCUAUUGGCAUCGGGGAGGCAAGGAGCCACCCCUGGGCGCGGCCUGCAGGGGGCAGGCGAUCGACGGGGGAGCGGGAGCCCGGGCCGGGCAGAGCCGGUGUCCUCCGCAGCCGCCCGCAGCGCUGGGCCAGCGUCUCGCCGUGCGCCCCCCGCAGACAUGUGUGCCGCCCGGAUGCCGCCCCUGGCGCACGUCUUCCGAGGGACCUUCGUCCACGCCACCUGGACCUCCCCCAUGGAGGUGCUUCGGGAUCACCUCCUGGGAGUGAGCGACAGCGGCAGAAUCGCAUUUUUAGAGGACGCGUCUCAGCAAGAUAAACUCGCCAAAGAAUGGGGCUUCAAACCCUGUGAAGUGAGAGAACUGAGCCACCAUGAGUUCUUCAUCCCUGGGCUGGUAGACACACACAUCCAUGCCCCUCAGUACGUCUUUGCUGGGAGUAACGUAGACCUGCCACUUCUCGAGUGGCUGAAGAGAUACACGUUUCCCACGGAACUUAAAUUCCAGAACAUUGAGCUUGCCGAGGAAGUCUACACCAGAGUUGUUAGGAGAACAUUAAAGAAUGGAACAACCACGGCUUGCUACUUUGGAACAAUUCAUACUGAUGCGUCCCUGCUCCUUGCAGAAAUUACAGAUAAAUUUGGGCAGCGGGCAUUUGUUGGCAAAGUAUGCAUGGACAUGAACAACAGCGUUCCAGAAUACAAGGAGACCACUGAGGAGUCAGUCAGGGAAACCAAAAGGUUUGUGUCAGAAAUACUUGGAAAGAAGUACCCCAGGGUGAAGCCCAUAGUGACUCCGCGGUUUUCCCUUUCCUGCUCUGAGGCACUGAUGGGUGAACUUGGCAGCAUUGCCAAGGCCCAUGAGUUGCAUAUUCAGAGCCAUAUAAGUGAGACUCCGGAUGAAGUUGAAGCAGUGAAAAAUUUGUAUCCCAGUUAUAAGAACUACACAGAUGUCUAUGAUAAAAACAAUCUUCUGACAGAUAAGACGGUGAUGGCGCAUGGCUGCUACCUCUCUGCAGAAGAACUGGACGUGUUCCAUGAACGGGGAGCAUCCAUCUCACACUGUCCCAAUUCUAAUGUAUCGCUCAGCAGUGGCUUUCUCAAUGUGCUUGAAGUCCUGAAACAUAACGUGAAGAUAGGGCUGGGGACAGAUGUGGCUGGUGGCUACUCGUAUUCCAUGCUUGAUGCAAUCAGAAGAGCAUUGAUGGCUUCCAAAGCCCUUUUGAUUAACAAGGUAAAUGAGAAAAGCCUCACUCUCAAAGAAGUCUUCAGACUAGCUACUCUUGGAGGAAGCCAAGCCCUGGGACUGGACAAUGAGAUUGGAAACUUUGAAGUAGGAAAAGAAUUUGACGCCCUCCUGAUCAACCCCAAAGCAUCUGACUCUCCCAUUGACCUGUUUUGUGCGGAUUUUGCUUCUGAUGCUUCUGAUGCUGUUAUCCAGAAGUUCUUCUUUCUAGGAGAUGACCGAAAUAUUGAGGAGGUUUAUGUGGGCGGAAAGCAGGUGGUUCCAUUUUCUAGUUCGGUGUAAGACCCUUGGCCACCUACAAGGUUCUCCAGAGACAACCUGGCUCUGUAGCUCCCUUGGACCCAGGCAGGGUCAGAAAGUCAAAAACAGUACCUCAUUCUUGGGAUGACGGUCUCUUUCUGUGUCUAGUUACUAUAUUCACUUCGUAAAUUGUUUGAAGGAAGUGUACUUACUCUCAGCUCUGGCUGGCAGGUUCCUAAUUUGAUGAAAAUCUUUGGAGCUGUUCAGAUUUAGUUUAAGCUCAAGCAAAAGAAAAUGUUGACUAGUGGUGACUUAUGAGAACGAAGUAAAAUCUUUUGCAUAUAUGGAAAUGCAGAGAGAAAAGGUAUUCCUAUUUGGUUAGCUAUUUUGAGGUAGUAAGUAUGAAAAUUACGGGAACUGAAAAUGGACCCAAAGAUAUAUUUUUAUGAAGGAGCAAAACUUGGUGAACAAAUGUUGGAAAAUAGCUUUGGAUUGUGUUUGAAAAUUAUAUCCUGAGCAUACUGAUUUAAAAGACAACCAGCUGAUUUUAAAAUGUGUUUCUUGAUUGAUCUUGUGUUAGAAAUUUGCAUUUAAUGGAAUUUGCAUUUCAGAGACAUGUUAUUGUUGUGUUUUGCCUUCUUUCAGGGAUGAAUAUCAAAAAUUGAAAGCCACAUGCUUUUUAAAUAUAGUUCUGUGCUUUAAAAUAUUUGACAGAAGCUGAGUACUAAAGACAUAAAGUCUCUUAGAAAUACUAUUCAUAUAACCACUGGCAUAAAUUGUUGUAUUUUGUGUACUUUAAAAUCAUCUUAGUUUGUAACUAUGUGAUGUUAUAAUUGCUUCAUUUUGUUAUAAGAGAAACAGAUUGAAAACCCAUUAUUGUGCAGAUUUGCAUCUUCAUAAACUGGAGCAAGUAAGUGGGUGUCAAAGGCUCCUUUCCAAUGGCCCAUUCUACCCAACCCUCUGCUGUAGCUGCUGGAAAUUUUGUUCUCAAAAAUUAAUAUGCUAGUGCUUUCAAGUGAAGGAUAAGUUAUGUUAAAGAAAUACUAUUAAAAAUCUUUAAACUUGGUAUAUUGAAAGUGCUAUGUUUUUCAGUUGUAUUCAGUUGACUGUUUAAUUCCUUAUAAAAUUUCUGGACUUUCAGAUUGUAGUAUAAUAAAAGAUAUACAGCUAUUUCAGUUAAUGUUUAUGUUAACAGGACUUAAUCUGUUCCAGACAUCUAGGAACAUUAAACAAUGUGAUUUUACGCUUCCUAACCAAUAUAGUAUCCUUUUCCAUAACCUGGAAUUAAAAUCACAUUGUGACUGUAGAUAAACUUUUAGAAAGUAUCGGUGUCUUACUUAAAUCCUGUGUUUCCUAAUUUGUUCCAUGUACUACAGAUAAACAAACAAGGAAAGGAAAAGAUUUUCUCAGUAGCAUAACAUUCAUUUCUAGGACUUGAGUGUAAUUCAUUAAUGUUACCUUACAGUAGAAAACAUAUAAAAUAUAGUUAAUCACAUAUUUACACAACUAAGAACACAAUUCCUGUCCUGUAAGGUAAAUACCAUUUUCACAUACUCAUUUUAAUUCGGUAGUAAUUUGUCAGAGUUUUUUUUUUGUGAUAGAACUCUUUCAGAUUUGAUUGUGUAUAUACUGCAUUUAGUGGUGGAACACAAUUUUUAAAAAAAACAAACACAGUUUGUUUUGUGGGAUACUUAAUAACUCAGUAAAUCCAAUUUCCAAUGUCAGUCUGUAUUUCCAGAGUUUGUCAUUCCUGAGCCACAUCAAAGCAGAUCUGCCAAAUUUCUCCCCAUUUCUGUACAGUGCUGGAAAGUAUUUUAUGCUCUAGCUUUCAUCCCCUGUCAGAGGAGGUUACAUGUUUUCUAAGUAAAUGAAUAAGCUUAGGAGCCUGGAUGAGAUGUGUAAGAGCCUGCGAUUGCAAACAGCCACUUCCAGGCUUCAAAGGAAUCUAUACUGUCACCUUCCUUAAGGUAAACAUUUUGAUAACGAGCAUCAGCUUUCAUUUAGACUUGGGAUUCAUAUACAGUAAUACAAAUUAAUUAUAGUAUCAAAAGCAAGAAUAAUGGUCAGACACAAACAUUUUGUCCUACAUUCAGUUUAGCCCUGAUAGUAGCUUAAGAACCAAAUAACUUUCCUAGCAAAAAUAGAAUGUGUUGAAAUAGUUAUAUGCACUUUGAUCUCUCUGCAUCCUUUGUAACUUAAGUAUUUUAUUCCCCAAGUUCAGUGCUCCUGAAUGUUAUAUAUGCUUUUUUCAGUACCGUGGGCAUUAGCCUUAUCUGGGCCCAGAUGUUCUGCACUUUGAAAGGCUGCAUUGCCUAAUGUAGGAAGACGGUCUGGAUUGUGGAGAGGUACUCUUCCCAAGCCAGCUCUGCUUGGCACUUUAUGUUUAAAUGGUUUGCUCUCUGGCAGGAAAAAAUUAAAACUCUGUUCUCCCCUUAAUAUACCCUGCAUCAUGGUAUUUCAGUGAAGUACAUUUUAAAAUGUAAAACCGUAUUUACAAAUAUCAUGUGCUAUACAUUCACAAAAUAUAUUUGUAACCAUAACUAAAAAGGAGGCUCACCAGUUCAGGUGAAGUUGGUUUUCAAGAGAGAAAGAAACAUGGCAAAUAAAAGAUCAGGAUGUGAGAAGUUAUCCUCGUCAUCAACCAAGGUAAAGGAGACACUACUUUAUUUCCCAGCUGCUACUCUGAGUUGUCUAUAGAUUUUAGAACCCAAGAGGAUGUCUUGAAACAAGUUCCCUUUGAACCCCAUUUAAUCUCUUUUCUAUUUCAAUGAGAAGUCUAAAAGUUGCAGGAAGGGGAAUGGUAAGAAGCAUGCUUCUUUAUGCUUAGCUGAUUUUGAAGUGUGCCCCGGAAUAUCCCUCUUGGCAAGCACUGCUGAGAUCUUAGAGAGGAAACAUAAUGGGUGUGAGAUCUCACCAUGUAUUUGAAUUUUCACUCCCCACCAGACUUCCUGGUUUUAAUAUUUUUUUUUUUAACCUCAGAACCAGACAGAUGGAAAACUUCAAAGGUGAGCAGGGAGGCACAAUGCAUCCAUUCUACCUUGCAGGAUGCAUAGGAGAUACCCAGAGCUGGAAGCUUCUGAGGGCCCCUGGACAUCUUUGCAUUGCUGUCCAGUUUUUAAAUUGGCUGUGCUACUGAAAACAUUCACAUAUCUAAAAAGAAUGCUCUGAGUUACUAAGAGACCCUGUGUCAUGGUAUUUUCAGUGAAGUCCAUUUUAAAAUAUAAAACCGUAUUUACAAACAUCAUGUGCUAUACAUUCACAAAAUAUAUUUGUAACCAGAACUUUUUGAUGCGAUUAAAUGUAACUUCCAAGAGAGCUUUCAUAGUCCAUGGAGUUCAGGGGACUUGGAUAGUAGAUGUCAUUCCUUAAUAAAUUGUGUUGCAGUGACUUGCCUGUCUAGUUUCCACUCAAGAGCCUGUUAGAAAACAUUCCUUGGUCAAAAUCACUUUACAUUGUUAUUAAAUGCCUGAUCACUACCCCUAAGAAUAUAUAAAUAUCUAUGUGUAUACAUAUAUUUAUAGAGACAUUUAUUUGUAUGAUUCGCUUAUUGUUAUUUGCUGAGUGAGCUCCUUUGUGCUUUAAAAAAAAUAAAUGAGAUUAUGUGUUUACCUUA